This is a messenger RNA of Cylicocyclus nassatus, 300 nucleotides long. Lineage: Eukaryota; Metazoa; Nematoda; Chromadorea; Rhabditida; Strongylidae. The record is from the annotation of a GenBank genome assembly.
AUGAUGCCGGAGUCGUGCUUGGGAAUAGCUUUCGUGGUGGUAGAUUAUGAUGCAGACGAGUCUACGAGAAGGAACGUUGAGGACGGAGGCGAUAGGCCGUCCGUCGAUCGCUACGCCCCUGGGCGUUCGGUCGCUGCAAGAAACAAGCAGCAAAUCAAUGCUGGAAACAUUGCUAAAUCUGACCCGAAUGAUGAGGGUGGACCCGAAAAAAGUGCUAUAAAAUGGCGCACAAGAGUUGACUGCUCUCUCGACAUGAGUGAGUGCGAACUUUACUUCAACAAACAGGCAAAGCGAAACUAG